AUGUCUUUUUCCUUCGAAAUUAAUCCACGACUUUUGACCGAUCUUCCUCCUCCUCUACCAUCCCAUCAAACUCUCCACUCAAUCUAUGACUACCAACAGCAUCCACUUCUACCUCUUGAACAAGCUUGUCAACCACUCCACGAUAUUCUCGGCACCGAACUACAACUCUACAUGACGAUCGCCAAUCUCAACUGUCAACAGCCCAAACAUGGCCUCACACAAGAUGAAUCAGCAUCCAUCUAUUUGUACACAAUGGAAUGGAAUGAACCACACCACAGUCUCCACGUUCUUCUCAAUCAAGCUCUUUCUUCUCUCGAUCCCAAUCAACUUCAACCUUGGCUCAACUAUCUCAAACUAUUCUACACAGCACUCUUCAAACUACCGUAUGCUGAGUAUGAUACACUGUGGCAUGGUGUGGCGAAAGAUGUUGGUGAAGAGUUUCGCGAAGGAGAUGAAGUGACAUGGUGGUCGUUGACUUCGAUGACAUCUUCGUUCGAUGCUCUUCAGUCUCCAAUGUAUUUGGGAAGAGAAGAAGUGCAGACGGUGUUUUCGAUCGAGACGAAGUAUGGAAAGUCGAUUCGAGAGCACUCGCAUGUUCAGAAUGACGAUGAGAUAGUUCUGCUUCCUGGCGUAACUGUGAAAGUGGUUGGAUCGUCGAAAGGUGAAGACGGAAUUCAAAUAGUUCAGUUGUGUGAGGUAGGUUUGCCUGAUGAUUUUAUAGUGGACGACACCAUUCCAGUAGCAGAUGGAUAUCGUAAUCCGGAGCUUGGAAAAAUAAUUCAAGCGUCCCCAACUCGUGGUAAAUUGACUUUAGACUCGAUGAAUUUAAAUGAUCAAGAUAUGGAGAUUGUCGUGAAGUUAGGUUUAAUUGAAAAGAGAUGUAUGAUUCUAUCGCUUCGUGACAAUCUAAUAACUUCUGUCGGUGCAUCUAUCUUAUCGGAAGCAUUUCUUGGAAAUACCGCUUUUAAAUCGUUGAUUCUCGAUGGAAACCGCAUACUGGAUGUAGGUGUUCAGUCACUUGCCAAAGGAUUAUCAGAUGAGAACAUCUAUUUUCGUACUCUUUAUCUGAAUUCUGUUGGAAUGUCGGAUGCCGGUUGUGAAUACCUCGCUGAAGCGAUCAGAAUCAAUCAUUGCAUAAUCUACUUAUUUUUAAACAACAAUGAGAUUACCGAUCGGGGAGUUCGAGUAUUACUCGAAAGCAUUAGAUCGGGUCAGUGUGGUUUAACAAUGCUAACCUUAUCCGGCAACAACCUAAUAACUGACGACAGUGUAGACGUGAUAUGCUCUGCUAUAUCCACCAAUAUCACCUUUCAUCAAUUGCAUUUAUGUCAUUGCAGUUUGACGCCCGCAGAAGUAGUGAAGUCUUUAUCUUCAACUAUAAGAAGCUCGGACGAACGAAGCAAAGAAAUGCAAACGCCGAGGGAUUUCUUAUGUCCAAUAUCGCUUGCCGUUAUGGAAAUGCCUGUUAUAUUAAUCGAAGAUGGUCGUAGUUACGAAAAGCGUCAAAUAGAACGUUGGUUAAGUACUAAUAAUACAUCUCCCAUGACAGAGUUUCGCGAAAAACAAGAAAAAGCACAGCAUUGUGAAUUACUCUCACGUGAAUUAGUUAUUAAGCCUGGAGGAUUGCCAGAAGAGUUCCAAGACAAGAAACAUCCCCGAUUGCGGAUUAAAAUAUGUACGUUGGGUGAUAGAAGCGUAGGCCCUGAUAUGAUAGCGUUGCAUCUGGAUGGUUUAUUCCAAGAACGGUAUGCCGUUUCCAUCACAGUUGUCGAUCUACCAGGUAACAUGAGAUACAAUAACGUUUGGACAGAUCAAUAUAGAUGUCAUGGUGCAAUAUUUGUUUGUGAUGUAAGCCAACCGGAAACGUUGAAAGAUGUAAUAGAUGGAUGGUAUCCUAAGUUCAAACAACAUCGCUCUACUGGGUGCCAAUCGGUACUUCUGUGUCAUAAAAUUGAUCUAUCUGAAGAUCCGGAAGAUCAAAUAUUCAAAGACGCCGAACAAUUUGCGAUGGAAAACGAUAUAUCUCUAUUUCAUACAUCGGCGGUUACUGAAAAAAAUAUACAAGCAAUGUUUAAUCAAUUAGUGUUAUGUAUACUGGCUAGUCGUUCUUUGUUAGACCAAUUAAAGAACAAUGGUAGCAAUACAAUUACUGACGGUCAGAAUCGAAGAGAAUCAGUUCAACUGAGACCCCCUGUUAGAAAACCAAAGAAGGAAACUGGGUGUUGUUAG
Messenger RNA from Adineta ricciae, 2229 nucleotides. The record is from the annotation of a GenBank genome assembly. Lineage: Eukaryota; Metazoa; Rotifera; Eurotatoria; Adinetida; Adinetidae.